AUGGCGGCCUCACAACUGGCAGCGCUGGAGGGAGAGGAAUCGGGGGCCGAGGAGCUGCUGCCCGUGACCGAGGCCAGCCCCUGCUUCCUGUAUUCUGAGGGGCAGCGGCUGGCGCUGGAAGCCCUGCUGAGCCACGGGGCCGAGGCCUUCGACGCCUGCGUGCAGCGCGAGGGGCUGCGAAGCUUCCUGAGCAGCGAUGAGAUCCAGUGGCUGGCGGAAGCAGCAGAAGACUGGGUGGGAGCCGGGCAGGAGCCUGAAGGGAUGACUGAGGGAGCAGCCGUCGAUGCCGUUGUUGGGGACACGGGUACCUCAACCUACUGGCCUGAGCAGUCGGAGGAGCCGGUGCCCCUGCUGCAGCUGGGCUGGCCAGAGGAAACCACCUGGAAGGGCAUUACGCGGGCGCAGCUCUACACGCAGCCACCUGGUGACGGGCAACCUCCACUCAAGCAGCUAGUGCGCCGGGAGAUCCAGGCUGCCCACAAGCUUGUGGCCGUGGUGAUGGACGUCUUCACUGACCCAGACCUGCUCCUGGACCUGGUGGAUGCCGCCACGCGCCGCUGGGUGCCCGUCUACCUGCUCCUGGACCACCUGCGGCUCCCAGCCUUCCUGGAACUGGCCCAGAAGCUGGGGCUGAAUCCCUGGGCCACGGAGAAUCUGGACGUGCGUGUGGUCCGGGGCUGCAGUUUCCAGAGCCGCCAGCGACGGCAGGUGUGCGGCCACGUGCGGGAGAAGUUUGUGCUGCUGGACGGAGACCGGGUCAUCUCUGGGUCCUACAGCUUCACCUGGAGCGACGCCCGCCUGCACCGGGGUCUGGUGACGCUGCUGACGGGGGAGAUCACAGACACCUUCAGCCGCGAGUUCCGGACGCUGUACGCGGCCUCUCGGCCUCUCCCGCCGGCGCCGGCCCCGCGCCUCUCCACUGUGGCCGGCGUCCCUGGGGGGCUGCAGCCGGCCCGCAGUCCGCACCAUGUGGACGGCCCGCUGGCCCAGCGCUGCGCCAUGGCCCCUGCCACGCCGCCACAGCCCGCACAGGACCGCCCGCUGGCCCAGCGCCUGGCCGCCUGCCGCGUCUCCCAGGGGGACAGGAAGGAGGCCCCCGCACCCCCGGGGACGGCGCUCAGUGACAUCCUAAGGAGCAUGCGGGCCCGGGCUUCCAGCGGCCCCCCGACCCGGCCCAGCCGUUCGCUCUGGGACUUGAGCCGCCUGUCGCAGCUCUCUGGGUCCAGCGAUGGCGAGACCAACGAGACUAAGAAGUUGUGGGGCUCCAAGGACACCCCAGCCAAGGCCCUGAUGCGACAGCGGGGCACCGGUGGGGGCCCCUGGGCGGAGGCCGACUCCCGCCCGCUGGCCUGGCCUCAGCCCUGGGGUGGACCCUUCACCCUGUUCCCCGGCCGCCACUUCCGCAACCUGCCCAUGCCACAGAGGAAGAUUAGGGAAGAGGCUGGAGCCACGCUUUGGGAACCCAGAGGUGUUCGGCAUCCGGAUUGGGCGAUUCGGACAGGACUCGGGGGGCGUCCUUGAUGGGGACCCCCCUAAACCAGAUCUGGCUGUCUCAUGCCACACCCUGAGCCAGGUCUCUGACUCCAGGGCCCCCUCUAGAAACCGCAAAGGUUUUGUCAGCUCAUCUUGGAACUCGGGCCGGCUCAGGGUCGUUUUGCUCCGGACCUGCCCAUCAUGGGCUGCAGAAUGGAGCCCUGCGCUGAGGCAGUAGCACUGGACUCCUCGAGAGAGGCUGCGGUCCCCCCUCCCCCGAACUGUGUGGAGUGGGAAUGGGGUCCUGCAGGAUGGCUGCCCACUCCCACAUGCCCAGGAGCUGAGGGCGAGCAGUUGGGAAGUGGGAGG
This is a messenger RNA of Ochotona curzoniae (black-lipped pika), 1842 nucleotides long. RefSeq names its product family with sequence similarity 83 member E (gene SACK1E). The coding region runs from base 1 to 1521 and encodes 506 amino acids. The transcript is spliced from 6 exons. NCBI's taxonomy places the organism in Eukaryota, Metazoa, Chordata, Mammalia, Lagomorpha, Ochotonidae. The record is from RefSeq and is a predicted model, not a curated record.